Ananas comosus (pineapple) is the source of this 490-nucleotide messenger RNA. RefSeq names its product 60S ribosomal protein L39. The transcript is spliced from 3 exons. The coding region runs from base 108 to 263 and encodes 51 amino acids. Gene Ontology annotation, molecular function: structural constituent of ribosome. Gene Ontology annotation, biological process: translation. The record is from RefSeq and is a predicted model, not a curated record. Gene Ontology annotation, cellular component: ribosome; cytosolic large ribosomal subunit. NCBI's taxonomy places the organism in Eukaryota, Viridiplantae, Streptophyta, Magnoliopsida, Poales, Bromeliaceae.
UGAUAACCCUAUAAAUACCCGAUCGCUCCUGUUUCCUCCCCUCUCUUAUCGUGUUCUAGGGUUUUGUUGUUCUCCGCCGCCUCUCGUCGACCUCAGCGGAAGCAACAAUGCCGUCCCACAAGACCUUCCGGAUCAAGAAGAAGCUCGCGAAGAAGAUGCGUCAGAAUCGCCCCAUCCCCCACUGGAUCCGCAUGCGCACCGAUAACACCAUCAGGUACAACGCUAAGCGUAGGCACUGGCGCCGCACGAAGCUAGGGUUUUGAGGAUGCGGCGUUUACGAGGUUACUUGCUUUAGCCCUCUUGUAGGGAUUAUUUUGAUGAUUUAUGUAAUCGCGAAUUUCUUAGUAUUUUGAUGCUCCUUUUAUAUGGACAUUUGAAGAAAGGAGCAACUUUUCUCAUGAAUUAGGAUUGGAUUUUGCAGCUUUGAGAUUGACCAGUACAAUUGUUAUUUAGUUCUAAAUAUCUUAUUGAACUUUGAUUUCGUGGAUCA